UCCACAGAAUUCAAUUCUCUCUUCAGUCUUCCCCCAGCAGAAGAAACUCUGUCAGUCUUCCCAAGAUCUGUUGUUUAAGCAGAAACAUUUUUAGGGUUUGGGCGUAGUUUCCCCAGCAUGGAGGGUAUAAUUGCGCUCGAUUCGGAGAACUGUGACGUAGGAGGGCCAAAUAUGAAAAUAACCGGAGAGAAAAUGAUAAAGAGCUCCAAAGUAGGAGGUUCCCAGAGGAAAAGGCUUUCAGAUAUAAGCAACUUGAAGGAGCAACCUACACUGCAGAAACGAGAUACGAAGCAGCAGUCGAGUUUGCUUAUGACCUAUGAAUGUGUUGAUAAGUUACAGAAGGAAAAUAUGACGCUCAUGAAACUUAUCGCAGAAAGAAAUCGCAUAAUUGAGAUAAGUGGAAAUGAGCUGGAGAAAUUGAGAACCAAUUUUCAGAAAUUGCAGCAACAGAAUCUGCAACUUGCGCAAACAAACAGUCAAAUGUUAGCGGAACUUAAUUCAGGGAAGGACAGGCUUAAAGCACUUCAGCAUGAGCUUGGAUGUAAAAAUGGCAUUCUUUUGUCAAGAAAGCUGGAUCAGGAGAUAAAAGAAAAAUCAGCAGCACUCCAAGCUGGGGAGGUAGGGACCGCUGAAUGUAAUGAGGCAGAGGAAUCUAUGCAUACAAAUAAGGAUACUAGGCCUUGUAAAGCUAACAGGCCACGACAAUCCAAACGAGAAUCUUCUGGCACUUCAGUCCUUCAAACAGAGGUUCAGCAGGUUGAAGACAAGAGGCCUUGUGUGACGAGGCAGACUGCAAGAUUCAAAACUGAGGAACCAGUGGCAUCCACAAAGGAGUUAUCUGAGAUAGAAAAUUUCAAUUCUACCGAUUUUUCUCAAUGUAAAGAGACUUCAGUUGUUCAAACAGAGGUUCAGAAGGCUGAAAGCAAGAGGCCUUGUAAUAGAAGGCAGUCUUCCAGAUUCAAAAUUGAAGAACCAGUGGCUACAAAGGACUUAUUUGAGAUAGAAAAUUCUCAUUUUAUCGAUGCGUCUCAAUGUAAAGAGACUUCAGUUAUUCAAACAGAAGUUCAGAAGGUUGAAGACAAGAGGUUUUGUAAAAGAAGGCAGUCUGCCAGAUUCAGAACUGAUGAACCAUUGGCUACAAAGGACUUGUUUGAGAUAGAAAAUUCUCAUUCUAUCGCUGCUUCUCAAUGUGAAGAGACUUCAGUUCUUCAAACAGGGGUUCAGAAAGUUGAAAUCAAGAGGCCUUGUUUGAGAAGGCAGUCUGCAAGAUUCAAAACUGAGGAACCAGUGGCUAAAACAGAAGACUUAGUUUCCAGUUCUACCAGUGCUUCAUCUCUAUAUAAAGAGGUUGUGUGUGAAAUUGCUCCAACAGCAGUAUCAUCAGUAGGAAGAGAAGACGAUGGCAACGCUACUGAUAAGUUUGAAGUUCAAGAAUGUCGGAGGUCCUCCGUUGGUAGGCCGUUAAGGCGAGCUGCUGAAAAAGUUCAGUCCUAUAAGGAAAUUCCAAUUAAUGUCAAGAUGCGCAGACAGGUAUGAUCAAUUCAAUGCUAACCCAGAUUUCUCUUCCUGUUGAGGGGAGAGAGUUGUGAUAGAUAGCAAAGACAAGGCUGCACCAUUACUUUUGUAUCUGUAUCUGUGAUAGCUUUAGAUUGUGUGCACUUCCUGUAGAAAGCUUGAAUUCGAGUGCGCUUCCUUGUAUCAUUAAGAAAUACUUGAAACCAAUCCAAUUGAGCUCAUUUCCUGGAAUCAA
Messenger RNA from Momordica charantia (bitter melon), 1750 nucleotides. Its product is annotated as Shugoshin C terminus. Lineage: Eukaryota; Viridiplantae; Streptophyta; Magnoliopsida; Cucurbitales; Cucurbitaceae. Gene Ontology annotation, biological process: meiotic sister chromatid segregation; maintenance of meiotic sister chromatid cohesion. The record is from RefSeq and is a predicted model, not a curated record. Gene Ontology annotation, cellular component: chromosome, centromeric region; nucleus.